Messenger RNA from Pleuronectes platessa (European plaice), 1837 nucleotides. RefSeq names its product Ras-related associated with diabetes (gene rrad). Bases 182 to 1111 code for a protein of 309 amino acids. Gene Ontology annotation, biological process: negative regulation of high voltage-gated calcium channel activity. The transcript has 5 exons. Gene Ontology annotation, cellular component: plasma membrane. Gene Ontology annotation, molecular function: calcium channel regulator activity; GTP binding; GTPase activity. The record is from RefSeq and is a predicted model, not a curated record. NCBI's taxonomy places the organism in Eukaryota, Metazoa, Chordata, Actinopteri, Pleuronectiformes, Pleuronectidae.
CUCAGGGGCGAAUCCCUGCCGACGUCACUCCCGGUCCUGUAUAAAUACACUGAGCAGAGCCUCUCAUCAGACUCGAGCAAAUCACGCCUCACCGAUCACAGGAUCUCUUCAAAACCGAGGAUUAUUGUAUUGCCUUCGUUUGAUUUAUUUACCAGCACCGGAUCCACGCCAUAAACGCACAAUGACUUUGAACAAGGGUGACAAAUUGCGGAGCAUGGACAAGAGGAGAGGGAGCAUGCCCUUCCCCAUGAAUCUGCCCAACCUGCACCGCAGGAGCAUGCCUGUGGACGACCGGGACCUGCGCGCCACGAUGCCCGAGACCGGGCAAACCGACGAGCUGUCAAACCUCCUGCGCUGCACCUCCUACUCCCCGACCGAGCAGCACCGGGGCAGCUGCGCCUCGGACUCCUCCGACUCCGUGAUCUCCACCGGCAGCGAGGCGGAGUCCCAGGUGUACAAGGUGGUCCUCCUCGGGGAGCACGGCGUCGGCAAGUCCAGCCUGGCGCGCGUCUUUGGGGGAGUCGAGGAUCCCGGUCACGACUGCGAUGAAGCAGGAAACACUUAUGACAGAUCUAUCCUGGUGGAUGAAGAGGAGGCAUCCAUCGUGUUGUACGACAUCUGGGAACAGGAUAACUCCCAGUGGCUGAAGGAGCAGUGCAUGAGGAUGGGAGAUGCCUACAUCAUCGUGUAUUCAGUGACCGACAAGUCGAGCUUCGAGAAGGCGUCAGAGCUGCGGAUUCAGCUGCGUCGGGCCAGGCAGUCCGAGAACAUUCCCAUAAUCCUUGUGGGCAACAAGAGCGACCUGGUGCGGUCCAGAGAGGUGUCUGUUGAUGAGGGAGGUGCCUGUGCAGUGGUGUUCGACUGCAAGUUCAUCGAGACGUCCGCGUCCCUCCACCACAACGUGCGGGACCUUUUCGAGGGCAUCGUCCGACAGAUCCGCCUGAGGAAAGACAGCAAGGAGGAGAACGCCCGGCGCAUGGCCAACUGCAGGCGCCGGGAGAGCAUCGGCAAGAAGGCCAAGAGGUUUCUGGGCCGCAUGGUCGCGCGCAAGAACAAGAAGAUGGCCUUCAGGCAGAAGUCAAAGUCCUGCCACGACCUCACGGUGCUCUGAGGAGCGUGUGGGACAGAUGGACACUUCUUUUCUUUGGCCUCUGAAGACCAGACGCUGUGUGUGUUUUAACACUAACCCUAAAGGACUAAUAGAGCUGUACAGAAAUAUAUUUAUAUUUUUUUUAGACACCAACCGAGAGCCAAGAGAGGACUUGAUUGAUAAACCACGACUGACAUUAUUCAAGUCAUAUCAUGAUAAUGGUGAUAGACUGCAUGAAGAUUUGCAAACUUUUAUGUUCUUUUGUUUUUGUCUACCUUAUAUCAUGUCGCUGUCAUACAAUGAUCAGUCGGAAAAAAUCCACUGAAAUCAAGGCUUGUUUUUUUUUCUAAUGACUUGAAAAGAUUGCCUUGCUGUUGGGUUGUUGUUGUUGUUGUUGUGCUCCUGUAUUGGAGGGGAUUUGGUGUAUAUACGUAUAUGGAUGACGCUGAAUGUAACACAUCUCAUUAUCCCUAAAAAACACGGUGGAGGAUCACUGUACCAGGUCAUCUGGAGUCGUGUCUACUUGAAACGUGGCAUGCAGGUUCGUGCCUCGGCCAAGUCACUGAAGAGAUGUCAAAGACGAGAGGACGCCUCUGUUAUUGUGUGUUGUUCCAUAACAUCGAGUCCAGGUUGUGAAUGUAUGAGUAAAGCAAUAAGUUAUAUCCGUCUUGUGAACUUUGACAUCAUUUGGGAAUUCUUUUCUUACGUAGAUUUCCUUUUUUUUUCAAUAAAACAUGAAAACAAAAA